AUGGACAUGAUGUCGUUCCUUCAUUGUUUUAUGUUGGUGGUUCCUCGUAAUUUUCGACUGUUAGAUGAGUUAGAACAAGGUCAAAGAGGAGUUAGUGAUGGUACAAUUAGCUGGGGAUUAGAAAGUGAUGACGAUAUGACAUUAACUCAUUGGACUGGAAUGAUAAUAGGACCUCCAAGGACUCCAUAUGAAAACAGAAUGUAUAGUUUGAAAAUUGAAUGCGGGAACAAAUAUCCUGAUGAACCUCCUGUUGCUAAGUUUAUUUCUAGGAUUAAUAUGAUUGGUGUCAAUAACUCAACAGGAGUAGUUGAUAGUAGAAGUAUUCCUGUGUUAGGGAGAUGGCAGCGCGAUUAUACUAUUAAAAAUGUACUUGAAGAACUUCGAAGGCUGAUGACACUUAAAGAAAAUAUGAAAUUAACACAACCCCCAGAAGGAAGUUCAUUCUAG
Pediculus humanus corporis (human body louse) is the source of this 447-nucleotide messenger RNA. RefSeq names its product ubiquitin-conjugating enzyme E2 variant, putative. The record is from RefSeq and is a predicted model, not a curated record. Gene Ontology annotation, biological process: protein K63-linked ubiquitination; DNA damage tolerance. Gene Ontology annotation, cellular component: nucleus. NCBI's taxonomy places the organism in Eukaryota, Metazoa, Arthropoda, Insecta, Psocodea, Pediculidae. The transcript is spliced from 4 exons. Bases 1 to 447 code for a protein of 148 amino acids.